Epinephelus fuscoguttatus (brown-marbled grouper) is the source of this 6818-nucleotide messenger RNA. RefSeq lists its product as uncharacterized. Bases 472 to 2430 code for a protein of 652 amino acids. NCBI's taxonomy places the organism in Eukaryota, Metazoa, Chordata, Actinopteri, Perciformes, Serranidae. The transcript has 5 exons. Gene Ontology annotation, molecular function: protein binding. The record is from RefSeq and is a predicted model, not a curated record.
CGUUGCGGUAAUCCGGUUCAGACGUGACAAGUGCGGCCGACUGAACCUGAACUCAGUCCUAAAUUUCUGCCCCACAGGCUCCCAAAACUCCAGUAUCCCCCACAGCAACACCACCGAGCUGCACGCAUGUGAACAAUACAAUGGUGGACUGAUAUGUGUCGCGACGAGAGGCUUUCUCACAGCGGGGGAAUUGUUCCUUUGUAAGCUAGUUUGGUCCGUUAGUAGUGAUGUUGUGCACGGGGCUGGAUGAGCAGCGAGUAGCCUGACGCGUCUUCUCCACAGGCCGGGACGAGCCUUUCAGCCGAGCCCGGAGGACCAGGACACCCAGAUGAAAGCGAGGAAAGCCUCCCGCAGCUUGUGGUAACAGCCGGGUACUCGGACACUGCUAGCCUGCCCCAAACUGCCUCACCAAUUCCUGCUGAAAGUGAGACCCAGACAGCCUUCACGGUGGAAACGAGAAGAAGAGCAAAGAUGAAUGCUGUGCGGGGGGGCACAGUCACCUGGCGUCCCCAGCCGUGGCAGGAUGGGGACGGAGGAGGAGGAGAGCCUCUGUCAGACAGCGACUCAGAGGAGGAGGACUUCCCUGAUGACAGCACCACACCGUUGGGAGACUACAUCACACAUGGACUGAAGCAGCUCCUGGAUGCUCAGCAGCUGUGCGAUGUCACUCUGCUUGUUGAGGGAAAGAAGUUCAUGUGUCACAGAGUCCUCUUAGCAGCCGUGAGCCCGUACUUUAGGGCUAUGUUCACCAGCCCUCUGGUAGAGUCCCGCCUCACUGAGAUCCGACUGGAGGAGGUGACGCCGUCUGUCAUGGAGACUGUCAUCCAGUUUGUGUACACCGGUGAGGCAGGGCUCUCUCUGGACACAGCUGAGGAUCUGUUUGUGGCCGCCAACCGGCUCCAGGUCAUGCCCCUUCAAGACCUCUGCUCAAGGUUUCUAUUCGAGCACCUCUCAGUGGAUAACUGCCUGGGGAUGUACUCUCUAGCUCGUUCUCACCAUGAUCAGCUGCUGCUGCGCGCCUCCCUGCGGCUCGUAGCCCAGCACUUUCCCCGGGUGGCACGGCAGAAAGACUUCCUCCUGCUUGACCACGGCACCUUAGGCAGCCUCCUGAGCUCUGACCGUCUGGGGGUGGACUCCGAAGCGGAGGUUUACGACGCAGCGCGCCGCUGGGCAGAGCACCAACCUUUGGAUCGCUAUGUCCACAUGCCGGCGCUGCUCCACCACCUGCGGCCGGGGCUGCUGUCCCAGGAAGAGAGCCGAAGACUGUGCCAGGAGUUGGGGCCGGCUGCGGCUGGUGAGGGCCUCGGGGGGCCUCUGAGACCACGGGAGGGCAUGUUUGAGAAGAAGAUUGUCUGUGUGGACCUGACGCCUCGGGAAGAUGAGAAUUUAGCUGCAAGAGACUACACAGUGGACUGCUUUGACCCUCGGACAGGGAAGUGGGAGAAGUUAGCAGCGCUGGGUUCUCUGGUCAGUCCCGGCUGUACGGCUGUAGGUGACCGGCUGUUUGUAGCGGGUGGGAUCUUGCGGACAGGUUCUGUGUCUGCAGCUGUGCAUGAAUAUGAUGCAGUGUUGGACCGCUGGGUAGAGCGGCCUUCUAUGGUCCAGCCGCGGGCUAUGCUCGGCCUGCUGGGCUGUGGAGAGUCACUCUUUGCCCUGGGUGGUAGUAACCGCUCAGCUCUGCUGGACUCCAGUGAGACCCUGGAGCUGACUACACUUCAGUGGACUGCGGGACCUCGGUUACCGCUCCCUCUGCGCGCCUUCGCCUGCGCAGCGUUACGUGGACGGCUUUACCUUCUGGGUGGAACCACACUUGAACAGAACCGGGCUGUGGUUCACUCGGGGGUGCUUAUUUAUCACACCCUUACAGACUGCUGGACCCGUGUGGCUCUGGACUCCGGUGCCACUUGUCUCGCUGGAGGAGUAGCAGUGCGAGGAGGAGUCUGUGCCAUCGGGGGAUACAUGAGGGAUACCACCAAGUUCCUGGAUGGAAACUACACCAAUCUGGAGACUUUAGACGCCACUGGGCGUGUGCUGUUUUUCAGAGAGGGCAGGGGGUCUGGAGUAGAGAGGGAGGUGACUGGGGGAGGGGUGAUGGUCACCGCGGAGCAGCGGGGUGGUGCAGGUGGUGGAAGCGACCGAGCCCCAAGCCCUGUGGUAUUUCCUGGGCUGCCGCGGCGGAUCGCAGCAGGGGGUGUGGCGAGGUGGAAACGCAGGAUUUAUGUGCUGGGUGGGGAAAACGGCUCACGGUUCUAUGACAGUGUGUACUGUUGGAAGCCUGGCUGGCGCAGCUGGGUCCAGAGACGGGAGAAACUUCCUGGAGACACUGGAGGGGUGAGCCAGUUUGGGUGUACCACUUUAAAGUUCCCUAAGAAACACAUCCUGUCCAGACUGAGACUAGCCAAAGAAAACUGCAAAAAGGCUGCUGACUAGCUCAGUUAGGGACCAGUAUGACUGAAGUGGAGGCAGCCGUUAAUGUGACCCAGAGAUGAGCUCCAGGCUGAGUUUGAAUUAGCUCCCCUUGACCUCAUGAAAUAUUGGUGUUAAGAUGGAGUCACAAGGAAGAGACCAUUUUAUACAAUCUGAGUGCAGCCACAGAGUAGACCUACAACAGACCGGAUGCAGACAGAUCUCAUGAAAUGUAGUAUGGAUAAUAAAUGUACAGGCAGGAAUCAUGUGGAGCCAGAAACUGAUUAGAAGUCAGGCAACAAGCACCUGAAUGUAACCUAAUCCACUAUUUGUCAGAACAGCAGUCCUUUGAGAGACAAAGAAGGGCCUUUUCAUUUUCUUAAAGUGUAAAAUUACUUUCAGCUUUUUGCUGGCGCCAUUUUUAAAGCUGUUUGGAUACCGUUUCAAUGCUGUGAAUUUUUCAGCAGUGUUUAGUUUAGACACAAGGACGCUGGCACAUUUCUGAUCAUGCUAUGUUCCACUUUGUUUGCAUCUUGUUUCUUCUCUAGCGUGGGCCUGCAGAGCUCUUUGAAACUGCAGUUCAGGGUUAUACAAUAGGAAAACAUAGGAAACACACAUUUUUUAUCAACCUUCUUGCACGUUGACAGUUUUUACUCAUACCAUCGGUUCUUUGUUUUUAAUCGACUGACAAAAUGGAAACUAAAAAUGUGUUUUGGCACAUGUAUGACCAAACACAGCAGCAGCACAGUUUGUGAAUUACAAGUCUGCAUUUUAAAAUGAACUGAAAGUUUAAUUAUUAACUCAUAAACCAGUGAAGAGGCGAAUGCCUGUUCUGUUUUUGACUCAUGUCCUGAAAAAGAAGAAGACAUGCUUUAUUGAUCCCAGAGGGGAAAAUCUUUUUUUUUUCCACUGUGUUGUUAUUUUUACACAUUACCACACUGGCCCAAAAUACACACACACAUGCACAAACAAGCCCUUUAUUGAUCUCCCAUCUCAGUGUAGGACAUCAGUCACAUCCUCAGAACUGCAGACACCCUAUGCUGGUUUGUACGGCACAUCAAUGGCUCAUUUGUUGAGUUUAAUCUCUCACAACAUCAGACCCACAUCUUCCAUCUCAAAACACUGUCCAGUGUUGAACUCCUGCAAAGCUCUGUUUACUGGUGUCUUCAAGCAGGCAGUCAGAUCCCUCCAACUGAUCCCAAAUAUGGCAGCCUGUGUGUUAAACACAGCAGAUAGUUGGUGCUUCUCAAAGUGAAGGAAGGAUCCUUAAAUGGCUGAAUUUAAAGGAGGCUAUAUUAUGAAAUCCUGCAGAGGGACUGCUCCAGUGUGAAGGGUCCUUCAUAUUCUACCGAGGACCAAGUCCUUCAGAGAAUUUUCAAGGAUUCAUGUGUGUAUCCUCAGCAGGGAUGAAGUAUCCACAAUUGCUUGUGCACGAUUUACUGAUAUGAAGCAGCGCCUUUUCAGUGAUGCACAUCUGGGCGCUCCCUAGCCUGUUCCAAUGUGUGUUCACCAAAUGCUAGGAAGGAGACUUGCCUAGCCUCUGUAGGACCUGACUUGGAAGGAUCUGUCCUACCAAGGAAGCAUCCUUGACUUUAAGAAGCACCCAGUGUCUCUUCACUAAGUAGGAACUACGGGUAUGGGAAAAAAUUGACACAGCAUAGUAAUGCAAUAUUUUUGUGAGGCAAUAUCAUAUCAUUACAUGGCACACAACUGAGCAUGGUUUAAACACCACAGCCUACCUGAGUAUUGUUGCUGACUGUGUCCAUCCCUUUAUGACCACAGUGUACCCAUCUUCUGAUGGCUACUUCCAGCAGGAUAACGCACCAUGUCACAAAGCUCACACCAUCUCAAACUGGUUUCUUGAACCUGACAAUGAGUUCACUGUACUCCAAUGGCCUCCACAGUCACCAGAUCUCAGUCCAAUAGAGCACCUUUGGGAUGUGCUGGAACGGGAGAUUCUCAUCAUGGAUGUGCAGCCGACAAAUUUGCAGCGACUGUGUGAUGUCAUCAUGUCAAUAUGGACCAAAAUCUCUGAGGAAUGUUUCCAGUAUCUUGUCAAAUCUCUGCCACGAAGAAUUGAGGCAGUCCUGAAAGCAAAAGGGGUCCAACCUGGUACUAUCAAGGUGUACCUAAUAAAGUAGCUGAUGAAUGUAGUUUGCAGUUGAGAAAAGGUAAUGAAUCGCCAUUUAUUGCACACUAUUUUAUUGCAAUAUGCAGUAUAUCACAACACAUUUGAAAUUGCAGUAAUAUCGUAUCAUGAGGCCUCUGGUGAUUCUCAGCUCCCAGCAGAAACCGUGCUCGUGUUCGGUGUUCUUAAAUGCUCUUAUAAAGGUCCUGCCUCAAACAAGUGGAACAUAGCAGUGGGUUCAAUGUGCCGAUUGGGCUAGACAAUGUGCAAAAAAAAAAAAAAAAAAAGAAUUGGAGAUUAAUAUAUACAACAAUGUGUGGUUUAAAGAAAUAUUGGUAGAUGUUCAUGACGGUGUGCUGCAAAGAAAACUUGAGCUGUCCUUUUCAGCGAGCAUGAUAUGAUUACAGUGACAGAAGGUAAAUGUGUAAGGGUGUCCCACAGCAUUCUUGUGUCUAGACUAUCGCACCUUUCCAAAACCUUCAAGCCAGGUGAAAAGUCAUUUUUAUUUGAUUCAGCAGCCGUGUCAAAAUGUCAUUUUUGUUUCAACUGCUCCAGCCACAGGACUCGUGAAUGUGUUUGGUACGGAGGCUUUGGAUUUCCUGAACACAUUAGCACUGCACCUAAUUUAUUGAAAUGUAUUUCAAAAGAUUUUUGUUGUUGUUUUGAGACUUUUUGCUCUGACUGCAGAGCCCAGGCAUCCUGCAGAAUGGCACUAUGAGUUUAGUCAGACCUGUCAAACAGGAGCAGGCGUGUUGUGGGAAUGUGAAAGUGACUGAGGGUUUUUUAAAAAACCGAAUUCCUGAAUUUUGAUUUUCAUGAAAUGUCAGAAAGUUUGCCUACAAAUGUAAGCACACUGUUUUGCUGUAAGCCGCUGUGUUUUAUUUUAUCCUUUUUUCUUUUAUUUUCCUCUCUUAUUUAUUCACAUUGAUCGAUUUAGAUUCUUCUGCAGGAGGUAUGUGUGUAGGAAAAACACUGCGAGCUGUGUCUGAACAUGGCAGAAAUCUAUUAGUGUUGACGUCAGAUUGCAACUAGCAACAGGGCCAGAAAAUAUAUGGAUAAAUCUUGGUGCUGGGAGAUUCCCACCUCUAGGUUUCGAAUGCUAAAGGAUGCAGGAGGAGCAGGGAUAUUAGUUUUGGAACUACUGGGGGCCAGAAAUUAGUUUUGAGACAUAACUUUAGGUUGGCUAACAUUGAUUAAUAGGACUGUGACUACAUAUAGGAUUUGUGUCUAAUGGCAAAAUAGGAUUUCUUUUUCAAGUCUUACAACUGGGAUAAGACAAAGUAUGACUCUGUGCAGGACUCAAAGUGGAUUUAUUUAAAUUUACUGAAGCAACAAAUCAAUGGUAGCCUGAAACGUAACAACUAGAACUAGCUAAAAGUACGAAUUUGGUGAGAAAAGGAGAAGCUUUCUCAGAUAUUGUUAUUGUAAAACCAGACCGUUGAGGCCAAACUCAUGUGUCUCCCCUACAAAUAAGACUCAAAUCAGACUGUGGUUAGGUUUGUCUCAUAACUCCGCUCCUCACUGGGUUAUACUGGAUCAGAAAUACAUUUCUCAAUUCACCCUCCCAUGUAGAGCUUUCCAGAAUGUUACAACGACUCCCUCGAGAACAGAGUAGUGGAGUUUCAUCAGUUCCCAGCUAACAGCAGAUAUUGAACAGCACAGUCAAGUUAUUUCUAGCAAACUGUGACACAGCUUGAAUAUAACAUUGUGUUAAUGUUCAUUACAAUAGUUGGUUCACUAGUCAUACACACAACAGAAUUUUUAGAUGAGUUGGUUGAGAGAUGUGAGUUUCAGUUUGUGUUUCUAGAAAAAAAAAAAUCAUUGUCACAUUGUCUUUUUUUAUUUCCGAAAUCAUGCUCUGAAAUGCCACCUCGAAACAUCAAAUGAUUUCCUUUCCCUCCGUGUGCUUACAGCUUGUACAUGUGAAAGGUGAUUGUGUGCAUGUUUUCUAUGCUGAGGCAUAAAUCUGUUCAACACAGGCUCUUUGCACACAUCCGCACCCACACGCUGUGUGUCCAUUCAGAGAAGUGAAGCUGCCCUCAUUUGUACAAUCUGAUUUGUUAACUGAAAGGCAAAUGGAUGUUUUGAUGAAAGCAGUGCUGUCAAACGAUUAAAGGACUGUUUGCUUAAGAGUUUUAUUCCACUUCUUUUUUUACAACAGGAACUUUUGAUGAAGAUCAACAUUUGUACUGUGGGGCACAUACAGGAGAUGUUUGGGCAUAAAAGAGGCCAACGAUAGAUACAAGUCUUCAUUUCUGCAUGUAAAGUGUUAAAACCCAGUGGA